UUUGUCUAUAAUAAUUCCGAUUAUGUGUGUUCACUUCAGUUAUACUCACCAACGAUUAAAGCUCACCUGUCGGCUAAAGGAUAUCUGAGUUAAUUCAAAUAUAAUCUGCAAACAGUAAAUUACUCGCUGCGAAAAACUAUUAUUAGUUUGAAGUUUGUCUGUUAGAAACCAAGAAGCAAGAUGUUGCCCGGAAAGGGAAUGAUUCUUUUAAACCGCGGUGUCAGUAUGAUCUGUAGAAGAUUUAACCACAAAAUCGGAAUCCUUGGAGCACCGUUAUCAAGGGGACAGGGAAAGGAGGGCGUAAAAACGGGACCAGACGCUUUAAGAAGAUCCGGGCUGCUGACUGCGCUUCAGGCUGGAGGUUGUGACCUGAAGGACUAUGGUAAUUUGACAUUUGAAGAUGAGCCGAAAGAUGAACCAUUCGGAACUGUCAAAAUGCCAAGGACCGUGGGGAAAGCAAACGCAAAAUUAUUUCAAGCUGUAAACAAAGUAAAAGCAGAUGGCCGGCUCUGUGUCAUUCUUGGGGGCGAUCAUAGUUUAGCAAUCGGAUCGAUUUCUGGGGAUGCAUCAUGUCACUCAAACCUGUGUGUGGUGUGGGUAGAUGCCCAUGCUGACAUAAACACUCCUAACACAACACCAUCAGGUAAUCUGCAUGGCCAACCAUUGUCGUUUCUCCUCCAGGAACUCCAGACUGAGAUUGUAGGUGUCCCAGGAUUCAGUUGGCUGGAACCAUGCUUAACUGCGAAAGAUAUUGUUUAUGUUGGUCUGAGAGAUAUGGAUCCUGGUGAGAAGGAGAUUAUAAAGAGAUUAGGAAUUAAAUUCUUCUCAAUGACAGAUGUAAAUCACAUGGGAAUACAAAAAGUCAUGGAGAUGACCAACGAUUACCUGUAUUCAAGAGGAAAGAAACCAAUCCAUCUUAGUUUUGACAUUGAUGGAUUUGAUCCUGUUUUGGCACCUGCUACAGGAACCCCUGUAGAGGGUGGUCUCACAUAUGAACAAGGUAUCUUCGUGGCAAAUGAAAUCCAUAAAACAGGCCUGCUGUCAGCAAUUGAUUUAGUGGAAGUUAACCCAUCUUUAGGAAAAACCGAAGAGGAAGUUACAUCUACUGUUAAUUCUGGUCGAGAUAUCAUCUUGACAGCACUUGGCUAUUUGGCAAAAUAAUUCCACAGCCUUUUUUUUUGCUAGAACUGUUACAGCUUUAAACAUUUAUCUUCUCUCAUAUCUCAGUUUUGUAGCUUCAUGAAUCAUUCGUAAUUCCGAAGAGAAAAUUUGAAAUGAUGUAAUAACUUUUUAAACUUUGCAUGAAAUAUUAAGACAGA
Rhincodon typus (whale shark) is the source of this 1319-nucleotide messenger RNA. RefSeq names its product arginase-1-like. The record is from RefSeq and is a predicted model, not a curated record. The transcript has 8 exons. Gene Ontology annotation, molecular function: arginase activity; manganese ion binding. Gene Ontology annotation, cellular component: cytosol; nucleus; cytoplasm. Lineage: Eukaryota; Metazoa; Chordata; Chondrichthyes; Orectolobiformes; Rhincodontidae. The coding region runs from base 181 to 1161 and encodes 326 amino acids.